AAUUAGGAUGCUUUCCUACUCAAUUCAAAAUAACGUUCUUUUUUAGCUUUGAUCAACGGAUCUGUCGCCGGCUGACAGGGGGGGAGAGAGAGAGAGAGAGGGAGAGAGAGAGAGAUGGAGGAAGACGCCGUGAUCUCCACUGAAACGCUAGGUAGGAAGCUUUCGAGGUCGGCGAAGGUGAAGAAGCCGGAGACGAAGAGGAUCAGUCCAAGGAACCAGCUCAGUGAUUUCAACAUCCACGCUAUUCCUCCACUUCAAACUUCAGCUGAGGGCCAAAGAAGAGGAUGCUUCCGUUUCCUCCGUCCUAAUUCCUCGUCCAAGGAGGACUCCUUCCUAAGAUCCAAAUGCCAGCACCGUACUCCCAAAUCUGCUCCUCCAAUUUCGAGAAACCUCUCCUCGAAAGAAAUCACUAAUCCCACUUCAUUACGGAACAAUAACCGUUCAAAACCCAUCUCUGAGAACCCUCAGAACAUCCGAUCGAAGAAGCCUGCGAAGCCGAAUACCCCAGAUCUUCUCCAUAAAUGGAAUCUGCGAAGACCUAUUUCGAGAGAGCUCACUGGAGGUAAAAUUAAGAAACCUGAAACUAUCUGUAAGGUCGAUUUUAAGGGGAAAAUUGGAUCUGGUAUGGCUUCUACUCGAGAGAGAGCUAUUACGCCUGAACUGAUUAAGCCUGGUUCUGAGGCGAAGGAAGGCAAGGAACAGCUUUCGGCAACUCCUCGAUCCAACCCCACGCCUCCCAUUCAGGCCUCGAUAUCGCCGGAGGUCCCCUGCGGUUUAACUGUGGCUCCGACUCCAGUGUGUUUCGCUACAGGGCAUGUUAUAGCCGGCAUCCAAGACCGUAGAAAGUGCAGGCCUCGUGGCAUUCUAACCAUUGGCGAGGAGCAGAGUAAUAUAUCUCGGGUUUCUUCAGCGCCUCCGCCUCUUGCCGAAGCUUCCGUUUGCUGGUUUUCAUCUCCCUUAGUCAUUGGAAAUGGAAGUGGCAGGGAUGCCUCUAGUUCUGAAGUUCGGACUUUCGAUUUUCCUGAUGAAGCUUCUGUUAACUGGCUUCUGUCUCCAUUUGAUGUAGUGGAGAAAGAGAUUGGGACUAGUUCAGUGAAGAAAAAGUUUUCCAUUUUGGAUGCUGAAAUUGGAGUGGAAAAAACACCAUCAUCUUGCACUGGGAUUAUAAGAACUCCUACUUCGAACAGUAGUGUAAGUCCUUUUUCAGUCAUUGUACAACGGGCAGAAGCAUCUUCCAGGCUCCAAGUUCUUAACUUUCGCAAGGAGAAAGUAGAAUAUAGAUAUGGCGAUGCUUUAGAUGUUUCUCCUUUUUCUGAGAAAUCCUGGAGCAACAGUGGUGCUGUUUCUACUCCAUCAUCAUAUACCAAUUCCAGAAGAAAUGGUGUCAUAUCUCCUUUGGAGACUGAUUCUGCUACGGAGGAUUUGAGAGCAAUGAGACUGUCAUCGAAACAAGCAUCAGGCAACAACCAGAAUGAUAUUUCACCAUUGCAUGGGUUGAGCUUCAACUUUGGUUGCCAACCUACACCUACACCUUUGAGCUCCAUUGAUCUGAAUUGUUUCAAAAGCUCUAGAUGUGAUGAGCUCUCCAAGUUAGAGGUUAGAGAGAAGAAUUUAUCAGCAUCAGGUGCAAGGAUAUCAUGGCGAGAUGGACUUCUUAGUAGGAUUUUUCAGAUGGGCGAGUUGGAUUCUUAUCACAAUUUUUUUGAUGAUGAUGAAAAUGCUUAUUAUCCAAGAGAUGGCAAUGUCAAAUCUGAAUUUGGUUUUAAAUAUGCCUUGGAAAAUGUGAAUUCGGCCUUUGAAAAAGUAAAUGGUUUUGGAUCAUACGAGUUUCCAGACGACAACAACAAAAUAGGUGUUCAAAAGUGUCAAUCAGAAGUUCCUCCUAUGGAGCCCAAUUCAUUUGCUGAAUCAAUUAGCACAGAAGGUGGUCUUAUCUCUUCUGGUGACUCUGAUUGGACUGUUUUUUACAAAAAUACUUUAUUUGAAGUUUGAAUGUAUCUUUACAUCUUGCCCAUUAUUUUCCAAUGAACAUAAUUUUCGAUCCUUCUUGGAAAAAAUUUUAUGUUUGUUUUUAAGGAAA
This is a messenger RNA of Dendrobium catenatum, 2080 nucleotides long. RefSeq lists its product as uncharacterized. The record is from RefSeq and is a predicted model, not a curated record. The transcript has a single exon. NCBI's taxonomy places the organism in Eukaryota, Viridiplantae, Streptophyta, Magnoliopsida, Asparagales, Orchidaceae. Bases 115 to 1992 code for a protein of 625 amino acids.